AUGGAUCCAAAAGAAGACGAAGUUGCACAAGAAGCACCAAUGGAUGUUGAAGAAUCUUCAUCUGGUCAAGCUGUCAAAAAACGUUUUGAGGUGAGGAAAACUGAAAAGUAUUUUUUUUGGAAACAGCGUCCUAAAACUGAUAGUUUAUUGAUUUUUGUAAAAGUGAUUGUUUUGUUUUGAAAAAUAUAUAGCUUUUAAUUAUCAAGUUAUCGAUUUCCCAAUAGCUCUCUGUAAAAUCAAUAUUUUCUAUCUCAUGAAGAAAGUGCAUGAGAACCCGGAGUAAACUCUAAAUGAAAUCGAGGAGAAAACUUAUUAUAAACUUCCGAAUGUGGUCAACAGCAUCUUCUGUAAAAAUUUUACCCAAACUUGAAAACUUGAUUUACGAAAUAAAUUUUCAGGUGAAAAAAUGGAGUGCUGUGGCUUUGUGGGCUUGGGAUAUUCAAGUAGACAAUUGUGCAAUUUGCCGGAAUCACAUUAUGGAUUUGUGUAUUGAAUGUCAAGCUAAUCAGGUGAAUGACUAAUUCCAUAUUUUUAUUUGACCAGAUGUAUUUAUAAAAUAUUUGCAUGAUCAACAUAACAAUUGAAUAUUUUGCAGGCUUCCGGAUUGAAAGACGAAUGCACAGUUGCGUGGGGAAACUGCAAUCACGCAUUCCAUUUCCAUUGCAUUUCUCGCUGGUUGAAAACUCGUCAAGUUUGCCCAUUGGACAACAGAGAAUGGGAAUUCCAAAAAUACGGUCACUAA
Caenorhabditis angaria is the source of this 742-nucleotide messenger RNA. NCBI's taxonomy places the organism in Eukaryota, Metazoa, Nematoda, Chromadorea, Rhabditida, Rhabditidae. The record is from the annotation of a GenBank genome assembly.